Penicillium atrosanguineum is the source of this 1287-nucleotide messenger RNA. RefSeq lists its product as uncharacterized. Gene Ontology annotation, biological process: protein homooligomerization. The transcript is spliced from 4 exons. The annotation marks the transcript as partial. NCBI's taxonomy places the organism in Eukaryota, Fungi, Ascomycota, Eurotiomycetes, Eurotiales, Aspergillaceae. The record is from RefSeq and is a predicted model, not a curated record.
UCGCGCUCCGCAUCUCCUCACAUCAUGACGGAAUCGGGCCGGACUCCCUGCAACUUGCCCUCGGAGAAAGUCUUCUCAAUCCAGAUUGGCUCGGAGUUGUUUCGUCUCUCUGGCGCUUCGAUUGCCUCAGAUGCUCCGUCCUACUUCUCCCAGUUCUUCGAAGAGCAAUUGUGCACACCCGAUGCCUCCAAAAUUCGAACCCUCUAUAUUGAUCGCGACCCUGCCACCUUCCACGAGAUUGCCAGGCACUUGCAAGGUUACCAUGUGCGCCCUCGGGAUGGCGCCCAGUUUGUCAAGCUGUUCGCCGAUGCUCAAUUCUAUACUCUGCCCCGAUUGAUGUCCCAACUGUUUGAAUCCGAGAUCUUCAUCCAGAUCGGCGACCGCCAUUUUCAGAUCCCCCGCGACAUCUUCAACAGUCCCGGCGACUCGCCCAACUUCUUUAGCCUCGGAUUUGGUGCUUUCUUCGCCUCGCCCUCCGAAGUGUUCCCCGGUCUCGACCGUGUAGGCCUCCUGCGACCUCCCGCUAUCGUCCCCCCGGCGGUCCCCAAUCGAUCUGCAGACGUCUUCUCAGAACUGCUACAUCUCUUGCGCGGUUAUCCUUUACAAAUUCGAAAUGAGAUUCACCGUGCCGAGCUCCUGCGUGACUGUCGGUACUUCCAUCUGCGAGGCCUGGAGCAGAAGUUGAUACCCCAUCAAAUCGCCGUUAAUCCCUUCAGCCAGCGCUCCGAGAUCAUUAUUCGACUGGAAGAUGUGCGACCGUCCGGCAUUCAAUCCACCCAGGAUGCAGCAUCACCAUUCGUUGGCGGCUCGAUCAUGUAUACCCGGCCCUUUGUGGACGACGAUCCCGCUGACUUGAUCCUGGAGGUUGGUGAUGAGUCCACACUGGUGCACUGUGCAAGUCAACGCGCCAACUUUGUCGGCCUGGCCAAAUCUCGCAUGGCCAGUCUUCUACAGGUAGUAGGCAAGAAGAUGAACCUACCAGAUCCGCAUCUAGGGGGGCUUCCCGUAAAAAUUCGCCUAGAGCGGGAGACGGAUCUCACCAUUGACGGUGAAUCGGAUGUCCAGCGUACAGGUAUAGAACCCGAACCCGAGGUGAGCGAUGCACCUCCGGCGAAGCGCCCGCGUUCCGAGGGAUCCAAGAACGGACCUUGGAUCGUUCGAACUGGACAGUGGCGGCUGCACGUUCAACCAAGUGGCAACGGCGCAUACGAAGCAAUCUUGAUAGCCGUGAAGCUGGACGUCUAUACUACACCGCGGGUUCGCAAUCAGGCUCGCAAUUUCUUAUAA